CCCCGCCCCGAGCUCCCGGCCCGCGCACCCAGCGCGGCUCUACUCGCCGGGAAGGCGGCGCCGGCGGUGGCUGCUCACGCUGUGCCCACUCCCCGGCGCUGCGCUCCCGUCGCGGGUGGGCUCCUCAACCACUGGCCGGCCGCAGUCCCUGCCGAGAGGUGGCCUCUGCAUCCCAUCUUCUCACUGCUGGGGCGCCCCAGCACGUGUGCGACCCUUCUUUGGGGUGUUCGCACGCGCGGCUACCAAGCAGAGGGCACCCAACUUUGCCACCUUGCGGGUCGCCCUCGCUCAGCGGGAGCCUGCUCGCUCAGCUGCGCAACUGAGGACUCCGUGCUCCUGGCGGCGGAGCUGGUCCCCAGCCUGGCGCGCUGUGAGCGGAGGAGAGCUCUGGAGAAGUGGUGGGGAGCAGUGGCGGCUGCUGCCUCGACUUCCCUUGCAGCGCGCUGAAGAGGACCCUGGGAGCCGCUCCAGGCCCCAGGCGCUGGAUGACUGGCAGGAGGAACGCUCCCCUCAUCUGGGCUGGCGUGUGAAAACUGGGCUUGGGUACCCAUGUGGCUGCACAGUUCAGUGUGAUUCAUGACGGAGGCCACGCGGCUCUACCCUCUCUCUCCUCGGUACUUUUCACCCAUGAGGAGAAGGUGAGCUUUGUAGAAGACACGUUCCCAGAGUCAGAGACCCCUUGCCCACCAUGAAGGGAGCCUGCAUCCUUGCAUGGCUGUUCUCAAGCCUGGGAGUGUGGAGACGCCGCCCUGAGUUCCAGGAACCCGCCCAGUGCCAGAGAGCUGAGCAUCCUGUUUUCUCCUACAAAGAAAUUGGCCCCUGGUUACGGGAGUUCAGAGCAGAGAAUGCUGUGGAUUUCUCGAGGUUAACCUUUGACCCAGGACAGAAAGAACUUGUCGUAGGAGCAAGAAACUAUCUCUUCAGAUUGCAGCUUGAGGAUCUGUCUCUCAUCCAGGCUGUGGAGUGGGAGUGUGAUGAAGCUACCAAGAAGGCCUGUUACAGCAAAGGGAAAUCAAAGGAGGAAUGUCAGAACUAUAUCAGAGUGCUCUUAGUGGGCGGGGACCGGCUAUUCACCUGCGGGACCAAUGCUUUCACACCUGUCUGUACCAUCCGCUCGUUAAGUAACCUGACUGAGAUCCAUGAUCAGAUCAGUGGCAUGGCCCGCUGUCCCUACAGUCCCCAGCACAAUUCUACAGCUCUGCUCACAGCCAGUGGGGAGCUCUAUGCUGCAACAGCCAUGGACUUCCCAGGGCGAGAUCCAGCCAUAUACAGAAGUCUGGGCACUUUACCUCCUCUCCGGACUGCACAGUACAACUCCAAAUGGCUCAAUGAACCAAACUUUGUGUCUUCCUAUGACAUUGGAAAUUUCACCUACUUCUUCUUCCGAGAAAAUGCUGUAGAGCAUGAUUGUGGGAAGACCGUGUUCUCCAGGGCCGCCCGGGUCUGCAAAAAUGACAUUGGAGGGCGAUUCCUCCUGGAAGACACCUGGACCACCUUCAUGAAGGCUCGCCUCAACUGCUCCCGGCCCGGUGAGGUGCCCUUCUACUACAAUGAGCUGCAGGGCACCUUCUUCCUGCCGGAGCUGGAUCUGAUCUAUGGCAUCUUCACCACCAAUGUGAACAGUAUUGCUGCCUCUGCUGUAUGUGUCUUCAACCUGAGUGCCAUCUCACAGGCCUUCAAUGGACCGUUCAAGUACCAAGAGAACUCCCGUUCAGCCUGGCUGCCUUAUCCUAACCCCAACCCCAACUUUCAGUGCGGCACCAUGGACCAGGGCCUGUAUGUAAACCUGACAGAAAGAAACCUUCAGGACGCUCAGAAGUUCAUUCUGAUGCAUGAGGUGGUCCAGCCAGUGACCACCGUGCCCUCCUUCAUGGAGGACAACAGCCGCUUCUCCCAUGUGGCCGUCGACGUGGUGCAGGGCAGGGACACACUCGUCCACAUCAUCUAUCUGGCCACAGAUUAUGGCACCAUUAAGAAAGUACGGGCCCCCAUGAGUCAGGCCUCAGGCAGCUGUUUGCUGGAAGAAAUUGAGCUUUUCCCAGAGAGGAGGCGGGAACCCAUCAGGAGCCUGCAGAUCCUCCACAGCCAGAGUGUCCUGUUCGUGGGGCUUCAGGAGCAUGUGGCCAAGAUCCCCCUGAAGAGGUGCCCCUUCCACCAAACACGCAGUGCCUGCAUUGGUGCCCAAGACCCUUACUGUGGCUGGGAUGUGGUGAUGAAGAAGUGCACGAGCCUGGAGGAGAGUCUGAGCAUGACUCAGUGGGAGCAGAGCAUCUCCACCUGUCCGACCAGAAAUCUCACUGUGGACGGGAGCUUUGGCCCCUGGUCUCCGUGGACAUCCUGCACACACACAGAUGGCACUGCUGUGGGAUCCUGCCUCUGUCGGUCCCGCUCCUGUGACAGUCCAGCUCCACAGUGUGGUGGCUGGCAGUGUGAGGGCCCUAGGAUGGAGAUCACCAACUGUUCCAGGAACGGAGGCUGGACUCCCUGGACCUCCUGGUCGCUCUGCAGCACCACCUGUGGCAUUGGCUUCCAGGUGCGGCAACGCUCCUGCAGCAACCCCACACCCAGGCACGGAGGCCGCGUGUGUGUGGGUCAGAACCGGGAGGAAAGAUACUGCAAUGAACAUUUGCUCUGCCCGCCACACGUGUUCUGGACAGGCUGGGGACCUUGGGAACGGUGCACGGCCCAGUGCGGGGGUGGCAUUCAAGCCCGCCGUAGGACCUGUGAAAAUGGGCCUGACUGUGCAGGAUGUAAUGUGGAGUACCAGCCUUGUAACACCAAUGCAUGCCCAGAGUUGAAGAAGACCACACCGUGGACUCCCUGGACACCUGUCAACAUCUCGGACAAUGGUGGUCACUAUGAGCAGCGGUUCCGAUACACAUGUAAAGCUCGCCUGCCAGAUCCAAAUUUGCUGGAAGUGGGAAGGCAGAGGAUUGAAAUGCGGUACUGUUCCAGCGAUGGGACCAGCGGCUGCUCCACAGAUGGUCUCUCUGGAGACUUUCUACGAGCUGGGAGAUACUCUGCCCACACAGUCAACGGGGCGUGGUCAGCAUGGACUUCCUGGUCACAGUGCAGCCGCGACUGCAGCAGAGGCAUCCGGAACCGGAAGCGUGUUUGCAACAACCCAGAACCCAAGUAUGGGGGCAUGCCCUGCCUUGGCCCAUCCCUGGAGUUCCAGGAAUGCAACAUUUUACCCUGCCCAGUGGAUGGCAUGUGGUCUUGUUGGUCAUCCUGGUCAAAAUGCUCAGCAACCUGCGGUGGUGGACACUACAUGAGAACCCGCUCGUGUACGAAUCCAGCCCCAGCCUAUGGAGGGGACAUCUGCCUAGGACUGCACACAGAGGAGGCACUCUGCAACACACAGACCUGUCCAGAAAGCUGGUCAUUGUGGUCAGACUGGUCUGUGUGCGAUGCCUCUGGUAUCCAGGUCCGUGCUCGACAGUGUAUUCUUCUGUUUCCUGUGGGCAGCCAGUGUUCCGGAAACACCACAGAGAGUCGGCCAUGCGUGUUUGACUCUAAUUUCAUCCCAGAAGUGUCUGUGGCAAGAUCCAGCAGCGUAGAAGAGAAAAGAUGUGGAGAGUUCAACAUGUUCCACAUGAUGGCCGUGGGGCUCAGCAGUUCCAUCCUCGGCUGCCUCCUCACCCUGCUUGUCUACACCUACUGCCAGCGGUACCAGCAACAGUCCCAUGAUGCAACUGUCAUCCAUCCUGUCUCUCCUGCCGCUCUCAACAGUAGCAUCACUAACCACAUCAACAAACUGGACAAAUACGACUCAGUGGAGGCCAUCAAGGCAUUUAACAAAAACAACUUGAUCUUAGAGGAGAGAAACAAAUACUUCAACCCACAUCUCACUGGGAAGACCUACUCCAACGCCUACUUUACAGAUCUCAACAAUUAUGAUGAAUACUAGCAGCUCAUACUUUUGGCUCCUUGUAAACCCUCUGCUCCUCAAAGCCGUGCUCCAUGACUGCCCAUGUUUCUGAGGCUUCAGAGAUGACGUGUGGAUCCAUUUCAAGUGCAUUUCAAGCCAAGACUUUCCCAUCGCUACAAAAAGCCGCACACCCUUAAACACCUAAAUGUGGUGUUGUGACAAUCUGGUCUGUAGCAAACAUUUGAUUGUUGCUAAGUGAGCCAUGGUGUGAAGUUUUGUAUUGUGCUCAUCCCAAAUUCUAAGUGGUCUAUUGUUUCAUGAGUUUUAUUUCACAAAUGUGCCAACCACAUUAGAAAGUGUCUUUAGAUACAUAGCAUCUUCAUGAUUUUGAAUGUAGCACUUCAUGAUAUUUUAAUUUGAAAACAAACAAAAACCAGGCACUUUAUCUGAGAGGUCCCUUCCCUCCAACAGCGUCCAUAGUAAUGCAAAGAAUGAAGAUAUGACUAUGGCCAACUCCCCCAACCUGAGUUACUCAUGGGAUUUUGGAAAGAGUUUGUUUGCACUUGGAGUGAUUCCUGCCCAAGGAAGCCUAGGGAUUCCACCUGCCCUGGACCUGCCCAGUCGUGUGACUGUCAUCAUUGUGUGGUGAACACAUGAAGCAGAGAGCAGACAGUGAGACACACAGCAGUGUUCUGCAGCUUGCAGUGAAACUAGCCUUACUCUGACUUUUGGAUUCUGUGGCAUUCCAGGGAGCUCCCUGCCAUGCUGGAGGCCUGAAGGCCACCUGCCUGGGCAGUGGGAACAUGCUGAAGAGUCAGUCUUAACAUUUGGGUAGACUCUACAUCCCUCCCUCCCUGCAGGAAAAAAAAAAUCUUGAACAUUGAUGCCAAUUAUGGAAAAUAUUGAAAGUACCAAACUGUAAUUGAAAGCUACUCUUUUUAUUUUUUUGUGUUAUGCAGUGUUGAAUGAACUGAUGUUUAAUGAUAAGCAUUUUUUGUAUUCAUCAUCUUCGAUGUGUCUAAUGUACAUCAAUGGGCCCCUAUCAAGAGCAUUAAAGGUGUGUCAAACUGUCCCUCUGGGGCUCGGCACAGUCACACUAGAGUGACACUCUAGUACCAUGGUCUGCUUGUUUGCCCCCUUCUGCCCCCAGGCCAGAGGAGGGACAGGCUCUGAGUCUUUCGAUUAGAGCUGCCUUCCUGUGCACCCGGCCUAGCCAGUUCCACUUUGCUCUGAGGCAGUAGCAGUCACGAGUACCUUGAGAGGUAAUGGUUCAGAAGAUCAGGGCUUUAGUGACCCCUCUGCUCUCAGUCACCACGGAAUGUUUUAAGACCGUUCCUGAGGUCCUCGGAGGAGAAAAGGAGACCCAUUAACACCCGAUAUAGAAAAUAUGGGUCUCGAUUUAAUGCUUUUUAAAAGCAAAGACAAAAUAGCUUGUCUGUGCCACUGGUCACUAUGAUAAAGGCCUGAGUAGGUAUUCAUACAUGUUCUUAUUGGUAAAUAAACUUUCACGUCUAUGCAAAUGUAUAGCACGGGGAAUAAAGAUUACAGGGUUUUUAUGAGUGUGUAUUUUCCCUAUCGAAUAUUAAAAAAGCAAUCUCAGAAAAUGUUCCCCCCCAAAAAAUCCCAUGGUUAGUCAUGAAUUAUUCUCAUAUAAGCACAUUUUUCAGACCUAAUUCUCUGUUAAAAUUGGAAUUAAAAUGGCAGAUGGGUUCUGGGAGAUGUGUCAGAUUGUAAAGAAGUGGCAUGUGGGGAUAUCCCAGUGGGACAUCGUGUGGCAUUUCACACACUUCUUCUACAGUGUAUGUGGCCUCCAUUGCACACACAUUUUUAAAAUCCACACUCAACAGAUAGAUGUGUCAGAUGAUUUAUUUUUUGUCUCUAGGGUGGAUUUUCAUUGAAUGCCUCAACUCAUCACAUUACUUUCUUUUAAGAAAAGAAUAAAUCCUCCUGGUGUAGCACUAAAUUUUCUUGUUUUUAAAAAUAAGCUCCCCUUCUUGAAUGUUUCCUUAACUUGAAAGGUCAUUUUCUUUCCCCUGGAAAGGAGGGUGCAAAUAUUUCAAGAACUUAUAGCUAAACUUGAUCGGAAAUGCAUUCUAAGUGACCUCCAAUCUGGUCUUUGUCAGUUUGAUAUAGUAACCCGACUCCAGGAUUCUCAUAUUUGAAACAAGACAAUAUUCUGACACUAGUAUUGCCUUUUUAAAGCCUCAUUUUUGGCUUCCUGGUUCUUUAUUCAAAUUUCCACCCCCAGCCACCAGGUCUGUACUCUUAUUUAGUCAAACAACUGAAACAAUUGCUCCAGAAUACCAUGGGCUGUAUUCUGGUUUUCACCACCAGUGACAUGGCUUCUCUUCUGGAGGAACACACACACACACACACACACACACACACACACACACACACACACACA
Peromyscus leucopus (white-footed mouse) is the source of this 6278-nucleotide messenger RNA. It is a transcript of the gene Sema5a, whose product is annotated as semaphorin 5A. The record is from RefSeq and is a predicted model, not a curated record. Gene Ontology annotation, biological process: semaphorin-plexin signaling pathway; axon extension; positive regulation of cell migration. Gene Ontology annotation, molecular function: chemorepellent activity; semaphorin receptor binding. NCBI's taxonomy places the organism in Eukaryota, Metazoa, Chordata, Mammalia, Rodentia, Cricetidae.